This is a messenger RNA of Lucilia cuprina (Australian sheep blowfly), 1206 nucleotides long. Its product is annotated as angiopoietin-related protein 2-like. The transcript has 4 exons. The coding region runs from base 41 to 970 and encodes 309 amino acids. The record is from RefSeq and is a predicted model, not a curated record. Lineage: Eukaryota; Metazoa; Arthropoda; Insecta; Diptera; Calliphoridae.
UUUUAUUUCGUUGGAAUUAAGUGGUCAAGACAUUUUAAGAAUGUCUUUUAAAUAUAUAAUUUUUCUCUUAUUUAAUUUGGAUUUAUAUCAAAUUGGGAGUUGUAAAGAUGGCUGCCCCGAUAAUCAACAAUUACACAAACAAAUCUAUGAAAUCAAAAAUAUGUUUAAUGAUAUAAAUAUAGAAGAGCUUACGCUAAGCGGGAAUAACGCGCCAUGUAAACCUAUGAAAACCAUAUUUGACAUACGUUUUGAUUCCCUGCCUAAAAAUUGUAAAACAGAUCGCAUACCCCGUACAUGUGCAGAAGCUACAGAAUGUACUUGCUCCACCGGUAUCUAUAAUAUUACAAAUCCCAUUGAUAAGGAAGUAAAUUUGACAGUUUUUUGUGAUAUGAACAACUAUGGUGGCGAUUGGUUAUACAUUUUGAGACGCAAUGAUGGCACUCAAAAUUUUAAUCGCACCUGGAAAGAUUAUGUUAACGGUUUCGGUAAUAUUGCUGGCGAAUUUUGGCUUGGAUUGGAAAAUAUUUAUGCGUUAACAAAUUUCUAUGGACCACAAGAAUUGUUUGUUUUUCUAGAGAGUUUCAAAGAUACCACUGGAUAUGCUCGUUAUGAUAAUUUUCUUAUAGGAAGUGCCAAAGAAGACUACAAACUUGAAUCACUAGGUCAAUAUUCUGGCACAGCUGGCGAUAGUUUGUAUCGAUUGUUAGGAUCUAAAUUUACUACUCUCGAUAAAGAUAAUGAUGAGAUGAAACAAAAUUGUGCUGAAAUUCGUGGAGGCGGUUUUUGGUUUAAGAAUUGUACUGAUGCAAAUCCUACUGCUAAUUAUUUGCGUGGUAGCUAUAGUAAAAAAGGCGCAUAUAAUAUUGGUUCUUAUUGGAAAACUUUUGAGGGAUGCCGUUAUUCUCUUAAAACUAUUAUAUUCAUGAUUCGUCGUAAAAAUGUUUCUAAAUUUGAACCAAUUGCCAAUUAAUUUUACCAUAUAAAAUAUAAAUACUAAAUUUUUAAAUGUUUUCCAAAUUCACAAUUAAUAUUAAUACUUCAAGUUUGUAUAUUCUGACUAUCGAUUGCAAUUACUAAAAUGCCUUUUGCUUUCAUCACUCUAACAAUAUUUGUUAAGAUUAGCAAAUAGUAAAUAAAUAUUUAAUUUUUAAACAUGUUUGAAUUUCUGUAAAUAUCUAAGACAAAGCUUGGACCGCAAACAUACCC